Molecule: messenger RNA, 693 nt
Organism: Gryllus bimaculatus (two-spotted cricket)
Lineage: Eukaryota; Metazoa; Arthropoda; Insecta; Orthoptera; Gryllidae
Source: the annotation of a GenBank genome assembly
CAGAGAAGAAGAGAAUUACUUACACCGUGACCAUUGGUGACCAUGGUGUAUAUAAGACAUGAUGUAAUUUGUUUAGUAAAAGGACUAGUGAUAAAGCUCGUCUUGACAUGUAUCAAUUUGGGUUAUGGUCACGGUGUAAGAGAAUGUUUUCGCGAAUGACUAUACAUGGUGUUAUUCUAUGAUGUUUCUUACACCUUCGGCACUAAGAAUCAAAAAUUAUCUUACAUCUUGGGAUGAACCUUUGGGGAGAGAGUAUAAUAUAUGAGGUUACUGGGUGAAUUGUCAGCCUUUCAUCUGGCAUGAGGAUUGUCUUCAUGUUAUCAAGCUUUAUAAAAAAGACGUUAACAGGCGAGCAGUUGCUUAAAGAUGGACAAAGAUGACAGCGUAAAAAUGUUGGCUGAGAGUAUAGUUAAAAUAGAGAACGUGAAAGAGGAAGCUGACGAAAAUUUGGAGAGGCCUGAUUGGAAUUUCACAGUAUUAAGUGAUGUAGACCCUUGGAAGAAUACCAUAAAGGAGGAAGAUGAAGAUGAGGAAGAGCUAGAGCCUCCAGUUACAGUGUUUGUAGAGCCUGAGGAGGUUAUGGAAGAAGAGAAUGUGAAGGAGUAUGAGGAUCCUCUGUGGUGCAGUGAUAAUUUAUCAAAUGCAGUUUUUGAGCAGGAAGAAAGUUUAAGUUCAUCUAAUACAGGUACAUGA